Molecule: messenger RNA, 1137 nt
Organism: Trichomycterus rosablanca
Lineage: Eukaryota; Metazoa; Chordata; Actinopteri; Siluriformes; Trichomycteridae
Product: glutathione hydrolase-like YwrD proenzyme
Source: RefSeq, a predicted model, not a curated record
AUGUUCAGCUCACUAGCUGACCCACUGCAGCCCGCCAUAGAAUUCACUCAGAAAGGUUUUCCUGUAUCACAACAUACCAGAUGGAGAAGGGAAACACCCAACAUCAAACUUGACACAUUCAGAGAAAUCCUCAAUGUGACCCCACCUAAGAUCACAGAUCUAAACUCCACACAGGAAAAUGAGCUUGCUCUGCGUGGGAGAGCUGGGUUCUGUGAGGGCAAGAUUGUAAAGGUGGUGGCUGGCGUGAUGAGCCUGGGUGACAUGAAGAACCACGUCACUGCUGAGAUCACACCAAUAUACACUGAUUACAAAGUAGUAAUAUUAUUAUUAUUUCCUCCCAACAGUCAGGGAAGUUCAGCACUUAUUGCCCUUGAUAUCCUUGAGAAUUUAUCUAUUAAAGAUCUGGGUCACAACAGAGCCAGCAACCUGCAUGUCCUGGUCGAGUCCCAUCUCAGCAUGACUGAUACUGUGCACUUCAGCACAGACCCUGACCUGGUGAAAGUGUCCCUGGAGGAACUUUUAUCCAAGGAUUAUGCUCACCAGUGAGCCCAGUUCAUUCAAAAGGACAGGUUGAGGACGAGUCAAUGUCCUAGCGAUCAGCAACAUCCCUCAGUCGUUUUUGCCAAUUUUGAAUCAGGGGCUUCUUUCAUACAUGCAGCCUUUAAGUUUAUGAACAGAGGAGCUCGUUUCUCUCUGGACGACUGUACUCAUGUUAAUUGUGUAGGCCCAGGAAAGAGGCCGUAUCACAUCAAAAUCCCUGCCAUGCCCACUGAGCCCUCAUCAAGCACCCUUCUGUGCUCAUUUGGUGUGAUGGGAGGGUCACCACAGCUGAUCAUUCUGGAGUUGCUCAAUAUGUUAGAGUUUUGCAUGAAUCCUCAACAAGCACUUGAUGUGUCCUCAUUGUUCAUUACGUUUGCUGUCUGUGCAGAACGACUGUGGCAGCUUCAUUUGGAAGCAGGUGUGGAACAAGGUGUGGCUAAAGAGCUGAAAAGGUGAGGUCAUGUGGUGAACUGGCCAAUAGAAAAGCACGACCGACGUUUUGUUAGGGGAGAAGUUAUAUGUGUAGGAACUUGUGCAGAGAGGGUACUGUGGGCUGGAUCUGAUCCUAAAGAGGAUGGAUGCAUGCUGGGAUUUUAG